Chondrus crispus (carragheen) is the source of this 1856-nucleotide messenger RNA. RefSeq lists its product as hypothetical. The record is from RefSeq and is a predicted model, not a curated record. Bases 16 to 1095 code for a protein of 359 amino acids. Gene Ontology annotation, cellular component: nuclear pore outer ring; COPII vesicle coat. Gene Ontology annotation, biological process: positive regulation of TOR signaling; COPII-coated vesicle budding; protein import into nucleus. Lineage: Eukaryota; Rhodophyta; Florideophyceae; Gigartinales; Gigartinaceae. The transcript has 4 exons. Gene Ontology annotation, molecular function: structural molecule activity; protein binding.
AACCACAAUCACGUUAUGGCUAUGAUGCCGCCUCCAAUGGUGCCGCAGCCGAUGCCACCUACGCAUGCCCCGACGCCCUCUCCGCUGGGACCACCGACCAGCCAAGAAAAGACCCCUCCAAAAUCUGUCAUCGACACUGCGCAUGCCGACAUGGUGCACGACGCCCAGCUCGACUUCUACGGCCGCCGCCUCGCAACCUGCUCGUCUGACCGCACUAUCAAAAUCUUUCACGUCGAUCGCAACGGCGCUCACCGACCGGAAGCCACACUCGAAGGCCAUACUGGACCCGUUUGGCAGGUCGCCUGGGCACACCCGACGCGACACGGCCGACCGAUGCUCGCCUCCGCCUCGCACGAUGGCCGCGUCAUCGUAUGGAUCGAAGAUGCCCCGGGCAUGUGGCGCAAUUUUUACGAGUACGCAUGGCACGCCUCCUCUGUCAACUCGGUUGCCUUUGCCCCACAUGAGUACGGUCUCAUUUUUGCGUGCGCAUCGUCGGAUGGCUUCGUCUCCAUCUGCUCCCAGCUGCAGGAUGGCACUUGGGAUGAGAGACGCGUCAGCGAAUCGCGGGACGGCGGCGCACAUACGCAUCCUCUUGGUGCCAAUUCAGUUGCGUGGGGACCCGCUAUUACGCCAGGCGGUUUGUGGAUGCCAGAGCGUGCCACGCCCCCGCCGAUGCGAAUUGUCACAGCGGGCUGUGAUCACCUGAUCAAGAUCUGGAAGUUUGACAAUGACGCGAACAAUUGGUUACUGGAUGGGGAGCCUUUGAAAGGUCACCGUGAGAUGGUGCGGUGUGUGUCUUGGGCCCCGAAUGUUGGUCUUCCUCGCUCAAUCAUUGCUAGCGCAGGGCAGGAUAAGAAGGUUAUUUUGUGGAAUCAAGAGCUCGAAAGUGACACCUCAAAAGCUGAAUGGACGAAGACCGAGCUACCAGCGUUCGCGGGGCCGGUGUGGUCUGUUAGCUGGAGCCCGACUGGGAGCGUGCUUGGCGUCGCAUAUGGCGAUGAUAAAGUGACGUUGUGGAAGCAGGAGCUUGAUGGAUCUUGGAAGAACGUUACGGACGUCACAGCUGAGGGGACCGCCGUGCCGGAGUCGUCAUGAUUUGUACAAAUGAAAGAAGUUUUUAACUGCCGUGUCUACAACGGGUCAGGGAUCAUGAUUUCUGUCGCAACGCGAUGCAGCGGUGAAGCCUUCAAUACUAACAGGAGGGGGGGCACUGCCCGCUUAAAGCGAUAAUUAAGGCGAAAGAAGAUCAGCAUGACUGCGACCAGUAAAACGCAUUACGUUCGUGUAUGGCUCAGGUAUUUGUGGCGGACUGAAUCUAUGCCUGCAUACCAUAUGUCCCUUUUUCCGAGACGAAUGCCGCGUACCGCUCGUCGAAUGAGCUACAGGUAACGAAACAAGCGCUCUUGUAUCACUUUGGUAGCAUUUCCCGUCUUUCCUCCCACCGAUUAUUGUUCGCUGCUGUACCACUCUCCGGCAUUUUGUCGCACGCAGCACUUUGUUCACCAUUCCGAUGCAAUAAGAGUCUAAGACCUUCUCGCACCUCCAAUCGGUUGCUCGCCACUUCGGCGAUCAGUUACGGCAGAAAAACUACCACAUACAUCAGGCUUGACUCCAAAUUGCACCGCCACCGAUCGCAUGUGAGAGUGCCAUCCCUUGAUCGGUACUCUAAUACGCUCGAGUCCCUGCUCUGUGUGCGCACAGGUUGUUCUUUAAUUAAAAACAGAAGCCUAUUGCUUAUCUGGUGUCGAUGAGAUUAUCUACAUUUCGUCCCGAGGAGUACAUCGCGAUCUAAGACUUUAAAAGAACUAUCUAAGCUGAGGACUCAGCACCGAAGCUGUAGUCGCAGCCUCAUUCGU